UGUUGAUUCAAAUUAACAAUUACCAUCCGAGCGUAACGCCGUUGCUGUUGUUCAUAAAAUUAUCACCAUCAAAAGUCUCUAAUGAAAGAUAGUUGCCAGCACACUUUCAACCGAUAAUGUCGUAUCUAAACGAACGGUCGGUAAUUCUCGAAAAUUGGAUGUUUAUAGCUCCAGUAGUACUGCUGAUUGCGACUUACAUCUAUGUGAAAGAAAAUCGAAAAGGCAGCGAACAGAAAAACGCUACCCCAUCCAACGACAAUGUAAGUUCUCUGGCCGAAUCCGAAUACAUUGGCGAGUAUCAAGAGGAGAAUGCCGUUAAUUAUGAAGAGUAUGCGCCGUUCCUGAAAGAAGACGAGCACAUACCAUUUCCUGGGGCAAAGGUUACAUUAGACGGUGGUGCGGCUAGAUUUUAUGAAAUUGCUAAUGAUCGUCGUAGUGUCCGCAAGUACAGUACGAGAAAAGUUGAUAUUUCUGUCAUCGAAAAGUGUAUCCAUGCAGCAGGUACCGGUCCGAGUGGUGCGCAUACAGAACCAUGGACGUUUUGCGUAGUCCAGGAUCAGACAUUGAAACAGCAAAUUCGCAACAUUAUUGAAGAAGAAGAAUUGGAAAAUUAUACGAAACGGAUGUCACGAAAAUGGACAACCGAUUUGAGGCCACUGAAGACGAAUCAUGUCAAAGAAUAUCUAACCGAUGCACCGUAUCUAAUCUUAGUGUUCAAGAAAGUGUACGGCGUUCGAACGGAUGGUCAAAAGCAGCAACACUACUACAAUGAAAUUUCCAUCUCGAUUGCUACUGGUAUCCUUCUAUCUGCCUUACAGUGUGCUGGCUUAAAUUCACUAAUUUCGACCCCGCUGAACAGUGGGCCAGCACUUCGUCAACUACUUAACCGACCAUCGAACGAGAAGUUAUUGGUUCUAUUACCAGUUGGAUACGCAGCUGAUGACUGUAAAGUGCCGAAUUUGAAACGUAAACCACUUGAGGAGAUUUUAGUAAAAUAUUAACCUUCUCGUGAACGGAUAGUAGUCAAUCUGUUGUCAACGACGAUGACAAAAAAGUGAUGAAAACAGUAAAUGUUUAAACAAAUGAAGUAAAAGAUUUUCCAUCAAACAAUUGACAAUGCUUAAAAGAAAGGUAGAGACAAGUUUAAUCGCGUCCACUUACCAUCCCCAACGUUUCAAUAAAGCGCAGUGACAAAUUCUCAGAUUAAAA
Bradysia coprophila is the source of this 1209-nucleotide messenger RNA. RefSeq names its product iodotyrosine deiodinase-like. The record is from RefSeq and is a predicted model, not a curated record. Lineage: Eukaryota; Metazoa; Arthropoda; Insecta; Diptera; Sciaridae. Gene Ontology annotation, cellular component: plasma membrane. Gene Ontology annotation, molecular function: oxidoreductase activity.